UUUUCAAACUUCGACGUGUACAUGACUCCGCGUGAAUGUAGGUAAAAAAAUGUAUUUGGACUGUAUCUGAGAGUAUAACGCGAAACUACGUUUGUUUAAUUAAUUGUGUAUAUGACUGUGAUCGUGAGAAAUACAUUUCAUCAGUUCGUCGGCUAAGUACGGAACAUAAAAGCUUCUAUGGCUUGCAUCGUGAGUUGGUGCAACAACAGGCGAGGGACUCCAGUGUCGAAAUUAAAUAAAAUAUCUUACUACGGAUUUCCUAAAAGCGAGAAAAGAAGAGAGGCUUGGACGAAUUUAUUCAGGAAAGUUCUUAAACUUCCAUUUUGGGCUCCAACUAAGAAUACAAUAAUAUGCAGUGCACAUUUCGAAGUAUCGCACAUAUAUCACACUCCAAGUGGUCGUGUCCGAUUAAAUAAACAUGCAUUUCCGACUAAGCUCUUAACGGACCCAAACGCGAAAGACGCUCCAGAUGAAGUGGAAACUCAGCAGCCAGAGGUACAGCCAGAGAUACAGCCAGUAGUUAAGCCAGUGGCAAGGCCGGUGGUUCAGCCAGUAGUUCAGCCAGUAGCUCGCCCAGUAGUUCGGCCAGUUGAUCAGCCAAUAGACCAUCCAGUGGUGGAGUCUGUGAAAGAGUUGAAAUAUAAGGAAAUGCGGGAGAGAAAGUCGAAUGAAGUGGAGAAGUUCAAGAGGAGAAUAAUACGCGUGGUCGCGAGACACAUCAGCGAGAACAAUGAUGAUGAGGAGCUGGAGAAAAUGUGGGAGAUGAUGAAGAAGGAGACGCGGUGUGACUGUAAAUUGUUAUGGGAACGAAUGCGAACCCUAACCAUAAAGAAGAUCAAACGCUUGCUGCCAGCGGAUGACAGGAACGACGGUAUCACAAGCAUCGCCCGGCUCUCCGCUACUGACUGGCUAUUAUUCGACCUGGUGCUGGUUCACGAGAAGAUUGACGUCAUAGGGGAGGAUCUAUGGGUAGUGUCGGGCGAGGAGCCAGAAGUUCUGUACGAGUUGUUUUUCCUAGUCCAAGAGUACGAUGUGGAGGAAUUGACUGGUCCGAAUCUUGUUGACGCGUGGUUAAACCUCACACGGGAGUAUAAUGAAGGUGAUCGCAAAUGUUCGCCAAUGAUGUUGCAACGUCGGUGGUACCAAAUGAAAAAAUGCGCCAGAGAGAGGUUUUACAAGUUCUGGGGCAGUUACAGAGGCAACGUGAACUAUUUGGAGCGAGCGAAAUCGUUCAAGCCGACAAACCUACAAGUGGAUAUAGUUAGAAAAUACAGAAAUAUAAUUGUAAGUAAGUUCCCUGAUUGGAACGAAUUGAUAGCCGAUGGAAAGGUCAUAAUGGCCCAGGAAUUCGAUGAAAGGAUCGCUGCUUCGCGAAAAAAACCGGAAACACAAGAUGAUCAACCCGAAAUUGAGCUUGUGGAACAAAACGUGGAGACAAUAAGUCUUGAAGGUGACUCUGACUCUGAAAAUACUAAGGAUGAUGAUGAUGAUAAUGGGAGGGAAAGACAUAGCCAAGAAAAAAAUGACACGUCUAAGUUACCUGUCAAAAUUAAAAAAGAACUCGCUGAGCCAAUAGACAUUGAUGAAACUGAUAGUCUUAAAUUACUGGAAUCAAUAAAUAUCCCAUGCGAAACACCUUUUGGGCAAAUUGAACACGAGUCGCCUCCUGCUGUUAAUGAAAAUAAUGCAACUGAGAAGGAUCCUACUUCUCUUUAUGAUAUUCCCAAAGAUAAUCUUGAAAAUGAAGCAGAUGAUGACGCUUAUAUGGAUGAACCAAUACCUUGCGAUGAUGACGUCAUUGAAGAUGAAGAUUUUGAUCAAAGUAAAAACAAAAAGGCCAACAAUGAAAAUCUAGAAGUCUUUAAAUCGAAAAGCCCAGAAGAGAGUCCGGUCCAGGUUAGCGAAAACACUAAAAGUGGUAAUCUUGUAACCGUUGAUAGAAAAACCAUAAUAGGUGUUAGUAAUGAAGCUACUGAAAAUUCUGAGAGCAUAGAAAUGUCGAAUUCAAAUGCUUUACUGGUGCAUGAUAAUGUUGAAAUAAAUGGAAUAGCAAAUAAUUCGGCGAUAACUAGAGAAGUGGAAAGUACCACGAAUUGUGCUCUAAAUGCAUUAGAAGAACCUACAACGGAAGAAGUGCUUCCAAAAAUAACAAAUGUCACUAGUGUUGCUGUGUCAACAUCGAUAAAGCCCGAAGUUGUUGUUGAUCAAAUUUUAGCGGAAAAAGCAAACAAAUUAAAACUAUCAUUCUUUCAGAACAAAGAUUUUUUAGAUAAUUUUGAAGAGCUUCCCAGUGAUAUACAGUUUGUUGAUGAUGGUAUUAUGAUUGACGAUGAUGAAGACGAUGUAAAAGUCAAAGUUGAAAUUAAAAUGGAAGACGAAAAAGUAACAGAUACGAAUUAUGAAAAUGAAACUGGGAAUGUUGACAUGAAACUUUUAUUAUUUCCAACUGUUUACACGAAAAAAUUGGACCAUAUGGAUGUUUUCAAAUUUUUGGAAUAUGAUCAAAUACGUGAUAAAAGGAUUAUAGAUUGUGCUUUCAUUGAAAGCAAACCGGUUGAGGUUAAAGCUGUUAAAAAAGAAGAAAACAUUAAAGAAGAACCAAAAGAAGAGAUUUAUGCAGUCCAUGCUGACAAUGACUUGACCACUUUUAGCGAUGAAGAUUCUGUAGAUUAUCAAAAACAUAGAAUAAAUUUAUCAAGCUGGCUCUUGCAAAAACCUCGUGUUACAAACUACAAUCCAAUACAGCUCUGUAAAAAUCCUGAUUUUAAUACAAGAUUGAAGCGCUUGACCUCUGGAUUCCUUAGCUACGAACGAAAUCGUCACUAUUUAAAGCAAUGUCAGCCGCUCACCAUCGAUCUACAUAAAACUUUCGAAACAAAACUCAUAGACAAAACCCUUUACUUGAAAGGUGAAUAUAAACAAGCAAUUCCUCACAUUCCAGAACCUUAUAGCGAAGCACCGCUAGCUCUCACUCCACUUAUAUCUAGUUACGAGACAUGUGCAGGAAAAAUAUCUAAUACAUACAACAAGAACAAUGUUGAUCAAGUAAAUGAUCUUCCCAAUACAUGCAGCCAAUUGCCAACCUCAAUUUUACAGCCUGUGUCAUCUCAAAGGAGUAAAGUGGUGAAUUUGCCAGAUAUUAAUGAAGUGCGUCGUAUUAAUCAAAAAUUAUUGUGUGCUGAAGUGGCACCCAUUCAAAGCACAGGUCUUAGUCCGCCAGUGACAAUUGUCGCUAGGUCAAAUUCUAGUGAUAAAGAAGUGGAAGUGGUGGAAGUUGAUCAUGUCAUUGGAAAUUCAAGCGGUAAAGUUGGCAGUCAAGAAGACGGACAAACACUUAACGUUUCUAAUGUUAAUAACCAAGAGGAUGCAAUAAGUACAUCCGACAUAGACAUUGUACAAAACCCAACCACUAUUCCUAUUGUAAAUAACGUCGACAUGACCUCCAUCAAAAUCAAUUCGAAGUCGGUAGCAAAAACGGUUAAGUUGAAUACAAAGAAAAAUAAACUCAUAAAUCGUUUAAGUAGAAUUACAACUGCUUGUUCUGAUAGAAGAGGGAAAACUAAAAAACUUGUAGAUAAACCUGUGAAUAAAACUGUACGAUUGCAUCGUCCUAGCAUACCUUGGGUUUCGAAGAAUUACUCGUGUGAAGAAGCUUUGUUGGCGUCUGAUACGGUGGACAAAAUGUUGAUGCUUUUCACAGGUGAAAUAAGUUGUCGGAAAAAGAAAUCUAAUUCGAAUCAUAAAAUAAUAGCAUCUGCUGCCUGUGCGGCGUCGAGUGAAUUAGAAAAGGAAACAUUAGAAAUCGUGUCUAUGCAAACAAAUUCAAUACCAAUGGCUCAGCCUAUUGUCAAUAAGCAAAAGAUUGAUAAUCCUGUCCAAAAGAAACCAAAAAAAAGAACGAAACGAAAGCCUAUUCUAAAUCCGGGACAGCAAAAUUCUGAUGAAGUAAAUGGUGUUUUGACUUAUUGUUGUUGGGCUCGUAAGAAAAUUGUUCAAAAGGGUAUUAAUGAGGAUUUUCACAUAUGCGAGACUCACUGUACGUGUUGUUGUAGAUAUAUUCUUGCUCAAAUUCUGAAACGGCGACACUGGAAAGCCCUGAAGGGCAAGCGAGAUCAACAAAGUGUUGAGCCAAUUAUUUUAUCUGAUGACGAUAGCGACACAGGAAAAACUAAUUUAGAUACUAAUUCAUUGAUAAAUAAUGCGAGUUCUCUCGUUCCUAAAUCUGUAAAUACCGAUAAUAUAAAUAUCCAAGAUAUAUCAAGCAUAUCAGCACCAGAAGACAGCAAUACAUUACAAAUGGCUAAUAUAUCUGACUUAACUCAACAAAAUGUAUUGACAACACCUGUAACGCAACCUCCAACGAUCCAAUCACAAUUAAAACUUGCAUUGGCGGGAACAAAUUUACCCAUACCAGAAACUCAGUUGUCACAAUUACAACCUAAGCCAGGUAUAACAGAAACUUCGCUUUCCGUACCCAUUUCUGAAUCGGUUUAUUCAAAAUCAAUCGUCACAAGUAGGCUAAGAACUAAACCUGCUGAUAGAAAAAAACGUCAAGAAAUACUUAAAACCGUUUACAGCUACAACCAGUCAUCUCAAGAUAAACUUAAGACAAAACAUAAAGGUCCCGAGCUACCAAAACCAUCCCCCAUUUUUAUCGGUAAAUAUAAAAUUUUACUUUCUAGCAGACCUUAUUAUAGAACUCCAGAAAUACCUCUUGAAGCUCCUCAAAUAUUGUUACCAAAUGGUGUUCAUUUUGUGCUACUGCCAAAUAAAGAACUAGCUGUGUCUUUCGAUCCUGGUGUUGAACUUGAUCAAAAUGAACUCCAAGAAUUGCAGGCUAUCAAAAAUAAUAUUGAGAAACAUAUUGAUACAUUUUCAUUGUUUAAUCAAUUAACGUCUAAUAAUGUGUUUGACGGCGAAAUAGAAAACAACACACAAGAAGAUAACGAGACUAGUGAAAAAUUUGAAAAUGUAACAUCUGGAAAUCAAAAUAUAGUUAGUGAUCUGCAACUCAAUGACACAAAUAAUUUACCUAAUACAAACCAAGAUCAUAACAUAUCUGAUUUAUCAUUAGAUAAAAUUAACAAUACAGAAACUAAUAAUUUACCGGACGAUAAAGACGAAAAUGAACAAAAUUCCGAUAAACAAGAAAAGGUUGUUGGUGAAGUCCUUAAAGAAGUAAACCCAAGCACUGAUACAGCGACGAGUAGUCGAAAAACAAUAUUAUCAGACCUGAUGGAAAUGUCUGGAAUAUCUGAGGAAGACGCUAAAAUACCGGAGACACCUACUCGAAAUCUUUUAAUGACAAUUAACCCUUUGCCAAUAGAUGGAAUAGUACAAACUCCUUUACCUUCCCCUGCAAUUGAGCAAGAUUUGGUGGUGUCUAAUUUUAUACAAUCACCGCUUGCUCUUGCCACAUUGGCUUCUCGACCGGAUCUUAAAAUAGUGACAACAUACAACGAUCUAAAGUCAGCCUUUAACAAUAAGGCUAGUUUCUUUAAAUUAGAUAUUAUAACUGGUGAAAUUGGAAAUGUGAACGUUUGUAUUAAGAAGCGCGAACAGUUAAGUAAACCUAAAAAUGGCAUUCGAAACUCUGAAAUUGUGGUUGACUUAACAGAAGAGACUGAAAACGAUGGAAAACCUUCAAACACCGAAAAAGACGAUACUGGGGAAACUUUUGAUAUUGAUGCUGAAAGUGUAGCUACACCAGUAAAACUGUUUCGAGCCAUACAUCCAUCCAUAUUAAGAAACGAUAGUAAAGGCUUAUCUGUUCUUAAAACAUUCCAAGACGGUACACGCAGCGGAAGCCUUUUAAAGAGAGUGGAUGCAAAUAAGAUAUUAAAAAUUGUUAACGUCAAUAGAAGAAAACAACAAUUAAAGAACCCUACCCGUAUAGAAAUAUUAGAUUCAGAUGAGGACAGUCAAUUGGAAAAAAACAAGAUUGAAGGAGGAAAAAGUCAUGAAAAAAGGCAGUUGAAUGAAACUGUUAAAGAUGAUACCGAUGACUCUGAUGAAGAACCUUUAGCAAAGAAGGCCAAACGUCAAUCUGAGAUCGCAGCUUACAAUGUCAAAAGCACGAAUAAUGAUGAAUCAAAUGAAAACGACAAAUCUCAAUCUGACGAAAAUAUGACUCUGUUAGAAAUGCCAACUGAUAUGUUGAUUGAUCAGGAAUUAGAUGAACAACAUCAACCGUGUGAGAAUGAAUCGGAAGAAGAUUGUAUUUUAGGUGUAUAGACUGAUUAUUUUAAUCUAUUGCGAUAAAUUCUCUAUUUUUUCCUAAAUAAUAGUAGAAACAUGAAUCAUAAUAAUUUGAAUGAUUUUUUUCUUUAUAAAUCUUGAAAGGUUUAAUUGAUAUUGGAAUACAUUUUAACAGAGACUUGAAUGAUAGGUUAUGAACCUUAAUGACUUUAAAACAGAUUAUAGCAUUAAUUCUCUUAUAAAGUGUUUGGAUUGUAAUCUUACAAAUUUACAUUGCUUGAAAAUUAUUUAAAAAUAAAAGUUAUUUAAGAUAUCCAGUACCGUAAUAGUGCCGUGGCAUAAUUACUGGUAUAUGAGCAUUGAUCAUUUUGAUUUUGAGUCUCAGUAUAAUUCUCAUUUUAGGGAACGUCUAAAUAAAUCAUUAUUACAGGGUAUAGCUGAAAACUCGAUAGUCGGACUAAAAACUUAUGACACUUAUAACAUCCACAAUAUUAUCUCAUUGUCUUAGUUAAAUUUAAUCUAAUUUAUAAUUUUUAGUAAGAUUUGUUGUCUGUGAUAUUACAAAUUUUAGAGAAACUUAGAAAGUACCUAAUUAUUGAGGUAAAUAUAUUUUUGUGUUUAUAAACUUACAAAAUUUGUUCAGUUUGAUAUUAAUAUGUAGGAGUAAUAGUUAUACCUACAGACAAUUUAUAUUCAUUCUGAUUCUGAAAUUUCAACUAAAGCAUAAACACGAAACGAAAUACCUUAUAGAUGUAUAUAAUUUAUAAACGUUAUCCUUAAAGGAUAUCUUGUAAAUAUAUUUUUAAGUUUAGUUUAUAUUAAUUACAUAAACCUGAAGAGUUUGUUUGAACGCGCCAAUCUGAGGAACUACUGGACCAAUUUCAAAAAUUCUUUUUCCGUUGGAUACGUAGUUAAUUUGCGAGUGCUAUAAGCUAUAUGUACUACGGACGAAGCCGGGGUGGACCGCUAUAAAUGUGUAUAGUUUUGUCGUUAUUUCCUCAAAUUCGUGGAUUUAUACAUAUAUAAUUGUAAUAUUGCAAUUCUGU
This is a messenger RNA of Zerene cesonia (dogface butterfly), 7244 nucleotides long. RefSeq lists its product as uncharacterized. The record is from RefSeq and is a predicted model, not a curated record. NCBI's taxonomy places the organism in Eukaryota, Metazoa, Arthropoda, Insecta, Lepidoptera, Pieridae. Bases 178 to 6234 code for a protein of 2018 amino acids. The transcript has 11 exons.